Chilo suppressalis (striped riceborer) is the source of this 481-nucleotide messenger RNA. Lineage: Eukaryota; Metazoa; Arthropoda; Insecta; Lepidoptera; Crambidae. The record is from the annotation of a GenBank genome assembly.
UGGAGCUUCAAGGUAAAGGAAAAACUAUUAUUGAGAUGAUUAGCACAGUAAACGCAUUCAAAAAGUAAAUUGCAACUUAUGAUAGAUCAACUGAAAAGAAUGGAACUGAAACAUUUUCCGUCUUUCAAAGCAAGGAUUCUUCAGUUGAAUUAUGAUACGUAUGAGGCUGAAUUAUCAAAUAUUUUGGGACAAUACGAAAUGCGUUUUUAUGAUUGUAGUAAAUUGGCAAAUAUAGCAUCAUUUAUGAGUUAUCCUUUUUCAUGUAAAAACAUUAAGGAAUUAGCUACUGAAAUAGCAAGUCAAUUUAAUAUGAACUCAUGUUCUGUUGAAAAUGAGUUGGUGCAGAUUAUAUAAGAAAUACAUCUCAAAGCUACAGCAUCUGAUACAAAUUUCUGGUGUUUUAUAUCUGAAGAUAAAUAUCCGAAUCUAAGGCAAUUCGCCCUUCAACUGACGGCAAUGUUUGGGGCACCUUACUUGUGCG